Molecule: messenger RNA, 540 nt
Organism: Osmerus eperlanus (European smelt)
Lineage: Eukaryota; Metazoa; Chordata; Actinopteri; Osmeriformes; Osmeridae
Gene: cacng5b
Product: calcium channel, voltage-dependent, gamma subunit 5b
Exons: 3
Coding region: 1-540 (179 amino acids)
Biological process (GO): transmission of nerve impulse; neurotransmitter receptor transport, postsynaptic endosome to lysosome; regulation of AMPA receptor activity
Cellular component (GO): AMPA glutamate receptor complex; postsynaptic density membrane
Molecular function (GO): voltage-gated calcium channel activity; channel regulator activity
Source: RefSeq, a predicted model, not a curated record
AUGAGCGUGUGCGGCAGGAAGGCGCUGACGUUGCUCAGCAGCAUGUUUGCAGUCAGCGGCCUGGGACUUCUGGGAGUUGCAGUCAGCACGGACUACUGGCUGUACCUGGAACAGGGAGUGAUACUGCCUCUCAACCAGAGCACCGACAUAAAGACUUCCCUGCACUCUGGCCUGUGGAAGGUCUGCUUCCUGGCAGGUGAGGAGACAGGACGAUGCUUCACCAUAGAGUACAUCAUGCCUAUGAAUGUGCAACUGACCUCAGAAUCCACUGUCAACGUACUUAAGAUGAUUCGUACAGCCACUCCCUUCCCCCUGGUCAGUUUGUUCUUCAUGUUCAUUGGCUUUGUGCUCAACAACAUCGGACAUGUACGGCCACACCGGACCAUAUUGGCCUUCGUCUCCGGAAUAUUCUUCAUCCUCUCAGGUAUUCUUUUUCUUGCUCCCCUUCUUCCACUUCCUUUUCCGCCUCCCCUUCUUCUACCUCCUUUUUAUAAUCUAUCGCUCCAGGUGCAGGAAUUUUUCAUGUCAGGGGUGUCUUAG